AUGUCGUCGACAACUCCUCUUCCAAUGUCUCUCCUUUUAGAAGCUUCCAUCUUCCUGGCGGCCUUCUCGGUUCUCCACCACCCGCUCGCUGCGGAGGUCUUCGAGACUUGCGCCGCCGGCUGUGGGAGCGGUCCCGACAUGCUGGUCGCAAGAUUUCCAUUCUGGCUCCGCGGCGACGGGGGGUUCGACACCGGUUGCGGCCUCACUGGCUUUGCCCUGACGUGCGACCAAAACCGUAGCCAGCUCAUCCUCGACCUCCCUCGCUCGGGGAAGUUCGCCGUCCGGCACAUCAACUACACCGACCAAACGAUCUCCAUCAAUGACCCGAGCAAUUGCCUCGCGAAGCGUCUGUUUGAUGGCUUUGACGUCUCAGGUUCUCCAUUCGCGGCAGUGAUGUACAGCAAUUUCACCUUCCUCAACUGCACUUCGAGGCAUGUGAUUUGGCAUGUGCCGACGACAUGUAUGAGCCGAGUGACGAAUGGCAUCGCGGUCCUCGCCACGAUUUCGCAGGACUUCGUGGAGGAGACGACGAAGUCGUUGUUGUGGUGCCGGAGGAUCUCGAAUGUGUUGGUUCCGCUUCAGGAGUCGUCAACGGGGUCGGGGCAAGUGGAUGCCCUGCAGGCUUCGGAUCUCACCGGCGACAUUCUCCUGACUUGGCAAUUGCCGACUUGUAAGUCGUGUGAAGUGCGUGGCGGGAGGUGCGGGUAUGACAUCGGCUCGGGUUCGGGCUGGGGUCCCGAUAGAAAGAUCGGCUGCUGUGACCUUCCUUCUCGGCCUCGAGGUGCCAAAUUUGGUACAAUCAUAGGCGUGGGGGUGCCUGGGCUUUUGUGCAUAGUUGUACUCACAAUCUUCACCUUCAAGAGAGCAAGGGCUCAGGGUAGGGCCCAACUACCCAACAACACGGAUUUGCCCUACUUAAUUCGGCCACAAAGUGCGACAGUUUCCAUGGGCCUUGAUGGGCCCACGAUAGAGUCCUACCCGGUGACCUGGCUCGGCGAGAGUGGCCGUUUGCCCAAGCCCAACGACACCACUUGUCCUAUAUGUUUGCACGAGUACGGGCCCAAAGAGACGUUGAGAUCCAUACCCAACUAUAACCACUACUUUCAUGUCAACUGCAUAUACGAGUGGCUCCGACUGAAUGCCACGUGCCCCGUGUGCCGGAAGUCCCUGAACAACUCCUAG
Molecule: messenger RNA, 1182 nt
Organism: Rhodamnia argentea
Lineage: Eukaryota; Viridiplantae; Streptophyta; Magnoliopsida; Myrtales; Myrtaceae
Product: RING-H2 finger protein ATL20-like
Exons: 2
Coding region: 1-1182 (393 amino acids)
Molecular function (GO): polysaccharide binding
Source: RefSeq, a predicted model, not a curated record